AUGGAUGAAGAGGCGCCAAUGUGUUGGUGUGGCAAGGCUGCUACAAUUCGGACCUCUUGGACAAAUUCGAAUCCUGGGAGGCGAUUUUCCAUGUGUGCAGCAAAGGUACGUGAGAAUAAUAAGGGUUUUAAGGGUUGCCAGUUCUGGGCAUGGUUUGAUUCGGAAAUAUGUGAACGGUCAAAGGCAGUGAUUCCUGGGCUUCUAAAAUCGCGGAACAAGCUGGAGAAAUCAGUGGCAAAGGCAAGACAAAGAGAAAAGGUCGUCUGGGUGUUGUUGGUGGCUUCGUGGGUACUGUUUGCAAGCUUCAUUUUGGGAGGGAUGCGUGGAUCUGGAGUGAACAAAAAGAGGAGUUUCGAAUUAGCUUCUGCCAUGCUAUGA
Prunus avium (sweet cherry) is the source of this 378-nucleotide messenger RNA. RefSeq lists its product as uncharacterized. The record is from RefSeq and is a predicted model, not a curated record. Lineage: Eukaryota; Viridiplantae; Streptophyta; Magnoliopsida; Rosales; Rosaceae. Gene Ontology annotation, molecular function: zinc ion binding.